UGUUUGGUGUUUAGAUGCUGGUGAGUGUCUGUCACUGCAGUCAUUCUACAAGGGCAGCACCUGGGGUAGAUAUCACAUGGCGGACUGUCUGCUGUCUCAGGGGGUCCAUCUCUUGGGGGUGCUGUCUCUUUCCUACCUGGUCCUCAAACAGUCAUGGAAGCUGCUGAAGGGAUUCGGGAACCAUAUUCUCUCCCGGUGGUGGAGGACUGACCUUAAGAAGUACGGAGGCUGGGCAGUGGUAACAGGAGCGACGGAUGGGAUAGGAAAAGCCUACGCGGAGGAGUUGGCCCGGAGAGGACUCAAUGUCGUCCUCAUCAGUCGGACUCUGAAGAAGCUGCAGAGCGUUGCGGAAGGGUUAGAGCUCCAGCCAGGACGCAAAACCAAGAUAAUCCAGGUGGAUUUCACAGGAGGACCAGAAAUCUAUCCCAAAAUUGAAGAAGGUUUAAAGGGCCUGGACAUUGGAAUCCUUGUAAAUAACGUUGGGAUGGUAUAUGGUAAUAGUGUAUCUAAGUUUCUCGAUGUGCCCGAUGUAAACCAGAGUUUAACUAACAUUAUUAACUGCAACAUCCUGACAGUAGUGCACAUGACCAGACUUGUGCUGCCACAGAUGGUGUCACGGAAGAAAGGCCUGAUUAUAAACAUAUCCUCUGAAGCUGGAUAUAGCCCCUUACCAUUGGUCACUGUAUACAGUGCCACAAAGGCCUUUGUGGACUUCUUUUCCCGUGGUGUCCAUGCUGAAUAUAAAUCGGAUGGGAUUACAGUACAGUCCGUGCUGCCGCUCUUGGUCUCCACCCCUAUGAUCCAUUCCAUGGAGGAUACUAUUAUUGUAAAAAAAGCAGAGGAUUUCGCCAGGGAAGCCCUGAACACCGUGGGGUACACCACUCGGACCAGCGGCUGCCUCUCUCACUCUAUACAGAGCUACGCCCUGGAACACUUUCUCUCGCGCUCCGUCUCCUCCUUCCCCCUGCUGAGGGUAACUGACGUUAUUAACUGCAACAUCCUGUCAGUAGUGCACAUGACCAGACUUGUGCUGCCACAGAUGGUGUCACGGAAGAAAGGCCUGAUUAUAAACAUAUCCUCUGAAGCUGGAUAUAACCCCUUACCAUUGGUCACUGUAUACAGUGCCACAAAGGCCUUUGUGGACUUCUUUUCCCGUGGUGUCCAUGCUGAAUAUAAAUCGGAUGGGAUUACAGUACAGUCCGUGCUGCCGCUCUUCGUCUCCACCCCUAUGAACUUUUCCAUAGAGGAUUCUAUUACUGUAAAAAAAGCAGAGGAUUUUGCCAGGGAAGCCCUGAACACCGUGGGGUACACCACUCGGACCAGCGGCUGCCUCUCUCACUCGAUACAGAGCUAUGUACUGGAACACUUUCUCUCGCGCUCCGUCUCCUCCUUCCCCCUGCUGGUAAACUUUGGUAUAAAAUUCAGCAAGUUGACAGGGAAAUCCAAAAAGCAGUAACGCGGAGCUGCGGGAGAAUGAGACUGUUGUUCUCCUGGUGACCUCCACUUGCUGAAUUCAGAAUAAAUGACAAUAUUAAGAAGA
Messenger RNA from Pseudophryne corroboree (corroboree frog), 1540 nucleotides. RefSeq names its product very-long-chain 3-oxoacyl-CoA reductase-B-like. The record is from RefSeq and is a predicted model, not a curated record. The transcript has 17 exons. Gene Ontology annotation, cellular component: endoplasmic reticulum. Bases 77 to 1456 code for a protein of 459 amino acids. NCBI's taxonomy places the organism in Eukaryota, Metazoa, Chordata, Amphibia, Anura, Myobatrachidae. Gene Ontology annotation, molecular function: oxidoreductase activity.